AUGGUACAACUCACUGCAACAACAAGCCUCGUGCUCCUCUCUCUCCUACUGCCUUCUGCUCUAGCAGCAGAUGAUCUCUCUCAGAGCAUCGUCGGCUGCAACGACCUCUCCUGUCCCAAAGAAGGUGCCGACGACCGAUGCACCGUUGACGACCACACCUUCCUCGGCGUCGGGCUGGCUCGCAUCAUAGACGCCCCGUCCUCGCUAGAGGGCAUUUCCCUGGUCAAAGGCGUGAACGUGUCUGCUGGCGGCGCGGGAAGCGACAACGACAAGCCCACUCGCCCCUUCACCUCAGUCUACUACCUGGGAACGCCAUCGGACGUCAAGACAAGUAACCUGUCUGGCUGCGCCGUGAUCUUCAACGAUCCGCCCUCGAGCAAAUUCGACGGCGCCGACCUAGAAGGUAACACCAGAAACAAGACCGACACUCGCGCCGCAUACGGCACCUGUCCGGACGUAGUGGACCAGAGGUGCAUCAACGCGCUGACCAAGCGGGCCAGCGAGGUUGCGGAUGAUGCGGACAGCAACCCGUGCUCUGCGCUGGAACGUGAGCUGAAAAAGGAUGAUCUUGACGACUGCAAGAACCUGGGUGGCGCAGGCAACGGGCUCGGUAACUUCACUGUUACUUCGUUUGGCGAUCUCAAGUCUGUGAGCAACUCGUCGGCCGAAUGCUGGCCUAUUACGCCCAAGUCGGACGGACUGGCUGAGAUUGCGGUUGAGACUUCUCACUCCAAUUACACCGCCUCAGCGCUCAUCGACGAGGCCUACAAAAUCACCCCCGUCCUGACCGUCUUCCUAUCGGGCAACGGCAGCGCCGUCGAUGAGACCUCGUCGCAGCUGACCUGCCUGAAGGUCGUGACAAAGGAAAACGCCAGCGAGGCCGAGAAUGGAGAGUCUAGCUCUGCGUCGGCGCUGGAAAUCAGCGGCGGGGUGCGCGCUGCAGGAAUGGCCGUUUUGCUGGGGACUGUGCUCGCUACGAUAUAA
Aspergillus affinis is the source of this 984-nucleotide messenger RNA. RefSeq lists its product as uncharacterized. The record is from RefSeq and is a predicted model, not a curated record. Bases 1 to 984 code for a protein of 327 amino acids. NCBI's taxonomy places the organism in Eukaryota, Fungi, Ascomycota, Eurotiomycetes, Eurotiales, Aspergillaceae. The transcript is spliced from 2 exons.